Molecule: messenger RNA, 1574 nt
Organism: Triticum aestivum (bread wheat)
Lineage: Eukaryota; Viridiplantae; Streptophyta; Magnoliopsida; Poales; Poaceae
Product: flavonoid 3'-monooxygenase CYP75B3
Exons: 1
Coding region: 858-1334 (158 amino acids)
Source: RefSeq, a predicted model, not a curated record
AAAGAAAGAAAGAGAAAGAAAAUAUAUGCUAAUUGCAUAUAAAAGGAGUCGCUACGGCACAUCUCAUUAACAUAAAAAGGUAACAAUUUUUCUUCUAUAGUUUUUUGAUUAUUUGAGAAGUUCAAGUGGUAUUUUUUCAACUAUUUAAGCAUUUAUUUAUUUUAUACCCGGUGCAACGCACGGGUCCUUUUGCUAGUCUAUCGCUAAUCUCUCCCUAAUCUCUACCUCUCUAUCUCUACCUAAUAUCUUUCCCUACUAAUAAAGCACGGAGUGCUUCUGCCCGUCCGUCGUCAACUUUUACAGAAAACACCCUGAUUUUACUGAUAAUCAACCCGCAAUCCUAUUAUCCAGUCAACCUGAACCGGUACGGGCAACAGAAAAGAAAAAAAACACCCGAGACCCACGACCUUGCCUCCCAUCCAUCCAUCGCGCGCCGCAACCGCCGGCCACCACCCAUCCGGCGCGCGCCGCCGCCGGCCGCUCCUUCCGCCGCGCGCCGCCGCCGGCCGCUCCUUCCGCCGCGCGCCGCCGUCGCCGGGCCCACCCUCAAGUAAAGGGAACCAAACAAAUUUCCUACAGAGGAGAAGGGAACAGAACAAAUUUCAUCCGAGGAGAAGGGAAAAGAACGAAAUUUCCUCCGUAAUGUGGAAGAGGGAGCAAAGGAAAGUGAAAUGGAAUGCGAAGGAGGAUAAACUCCCAAGUGGAACAAGCCGAACGCAUCGAUCUCCCUAAGAUAGAGUGGUCGUGGUUGCCUUGGCGCUCGCGAGCUAGCAACUUCGGAGCAGAGGAAGAGAGGGGGGGCCAUCGGCCCAGGCGCUGCGGUCGGGAACAAGGACGAGUCCAGCAGCUACAAGGAGAUGACCGUGUCGCUCCUGACCGGCACCGGGAAGUUCAACAUCAGCGACUUCGUGCCGGCGCUGUCGUGGCUAGACCUGCAGGGAGUGCAGGCCAAGCUGCGCCGAGUGCACCGCCAGUUCGACGGGCUCAACACGAAGCUGCUGGUGCCUGGUGGAGCACGCGGCAACGGACGAAGAGCCUGGGAGGAGGGCCGGUUGGACUUCGUGGACAUGCUUCGGUUGGUGGCUUGGAGCAGGCCGGGGCGAGGCGGAAAACGCGAGUGCCGAGCAGAGGACGAAGCAAGGAUGAGCGGCGCGGGAUCGGUCGGACCUCUGGGGGGCGUGUCGCAGGUGGCGGAGGCUGUGGGCGGGGCCGUCCGAAUCGGAUUGGAGGCGAGGCUGCUGGCCGGAUCCGGAGCGGGUCGGCGACUGGGGCAGGACGGCCAGAUCAGACCCAUGGCAGAGGAGCUUCCAUGGCGCCUAUGGGUUCCUCACUGAUAAGGGGUGAUGCCCUGGCUCUGGCCAGCCACCACGGCCGCGCGCACUCCAGGAGAGUGGAGUGCAUCGUCGGCACAACACAUGUAGAAGAGGAGGAGCAACACUGGGUGAUAGUGGCUGGAGAAGAGGAGGAGUAGCGCUGAGUGAGAAGAAGGAGUGGCGAUGUGGAUAAGGCAAGCAGAUGGGUAGAUGGAUGAGAAGGAGUGGCGCUGGCCGGUCGGUGCUUUUCUUUAAUAACGA